CUACACAAAAUUUCUGUCCCCAUUUAAUGAUGAAGUGGAUGAAAUUCCCAUCAUCCGCUCAGUAAUGCUGAAGCUUCUCUUGAAGUACAGGAUUCCAUGUGUGAAAAGUCUGAGGGCAGCAUAGGAUAUGAGUAUAUUAACUAUCUGCCUGGAGACAGAAGCUUUCCAGAGAACUAUCUCCCAAAGAACAAUCGAGAAACUCCUCAGGAAUCAUCUGUUGAAUAUCUGCAGGCAGUAGCCAAGGUUCGCUUGUACCUGAGUAAAGCUGCAGAGCUGGUCUUUGACUUGCAUGAGCCCACAGAGCAAGACCAGGUAGAGGAGAAGCAGCGUUACCUGGCAAAUGUGAGGGUGUUCUGUAGCCUCGCCAAGAACAACUGGCAUCGUGUUUACCUAGUCCGGAAAAUUGCUAGUCAGUAUGGGAUGGAAUUUGCUCAGAAGGUUGUCACAGAGGCGCAGUUUAACUGGGUGUUCCCGGUGGAAAUUCUGCAACAGAUACAGAACAGCCAGUCUAAUCAUAUCGAUCGUUACCUGGCAUGUGGCAAGAAUUACAGAGUCCUGCGUGAUGCUGUGGGGAAAGCCAUGAUUGAGUGUAAGACUGAGGGUCUUCUAGAGGCGGAGAAGGCAUCUAGCAGUUCCCCAGCUGUACGAUCUGUCCAUCUGCUCCUGGCUAUUUUCAGAGAGGUCACUGCCCUGUAUGGAGUUAGUGACUCAAGUCUUCAUCCCAAACAGCAGCAAACAGAUGUUAUGACUAAGUUCAUCCAGAACUCUGAAGUCCUGAAUUCUCCAGACCUGCAGCACUUUGCAGCUUCUCUUGUGAUGAAUGCACUGCCAUCUCUGAGAGUGGAUCCUCAAAGCUUCAGCCACAGUGGAGCACUAAUUGAAAUGGCUGUUCAUACCGCAGCUGUCUUGCUGUGUGGGCAGAACCCUGUCCUGCAGCCCCUGAGGAAUCUGGCAUUCCAUCCGCACACCAUGGAGCACUCUUUUCUGCCUACAAUGCCAGAAGAUAUAAUGGCUCAGGCGAGGGCCUGGGAAGGAGUGGCCACUCUGCGCUGGUACACAUGUCCAAAUGGCCACCCCUGCACUGUAGGAGAGUGUGGCCUCCCCAUGGAAACUAGCCACUGUCCUGACUGUGGCGCCCAAGUUGGAGGGCAACUGCAUAAACCACUGCGUGGCUUUCAAGAAUUCCGGAGUAAUGAAGACAGAACUCAAACUGGCCACAUACUUGGAGAUGUACAACACAGAAAAACAAUGGGAGUGUCUGAUCGGGCCAUGUCCCCAGUUGUCUUUGUUCUGAUACGCCUGCUCACACAUUUGACAAUGUUGCUGGGAGCCACAAAAGAUCCUCAGUCAUUGCAAAAGAUUAUCAAGCCACCGGUGCACAACUCUGUGAGUUUCCUGCAGCAGCAUAUUCGGGAGGACUUGGCACAGCUGACAAAAAUUUUGGGGAAGAGUGUGGAUGAGACUAUCGCCAUCCUUCAUCUUGUCCUCAGCAGCCUGCUCAAGAACACCCAUCAGCACCCAGGCCAGUGGCCAGUUCGGUUUGAUAAUGUGCUCUCCACCAAGGAGAAGAGAAACAAAUGGGAAGAAAUUGUUGCAAACACAAUUAUCGUUCCUGAAUUGGAGGAUUUGGAUAAAAAAAUUCGGAAGUUAAAUAGACAAAUACAAGAGGAUGAGAGAAUUUCUUCCAAUCCAAUAGUGAAAAUAGUGUAUGGUGACCCAGUCACUUUCCUGUCCCAGCUGCCAAAGGACAGUCACAUACAUCAUUCCAAGAUGUGGAGCUGCCGAAAGAGGAUUUCAGUGGAGAACCUGGGCCAUGUAGUCCAGCAAAAGAAUGCUAAGGACACUGUCCCUCUCCUCUGGAAUUUUUUGCAGAAGGAAACAGAACUGAGGCUGGUUAAAUUCUUGCCAGAGAUUCUGGCUCUGCAGAGAGACUUGGUGAGGCGAUUUCAGAACACUGCUGCUGUCAAACACUGCUCGAUCAGAGACUUCCUUAAGGAACCCCUCUCAGAUGUGAUGAGGGACCUGUUACAGAGGAGAGUGAAUGUGUUUCUGUCUGUCUGGAACAAGCUGAGAAGCUCGCUGGACACCAAUGGGGAAAUUAAGCUUCCUAAAGGCUACUGUGAUGCUGACCUGACCCUGGACAGCAAGCUUGAGGUCCUUCUGCCACGUCGACAGGGGCUGGGCCUCUGCUCCACAGCCUUAGCCAGUUACCUCAUUAGUCUGCACAAUGACUUUAUCCACUCAGUGAACAAACACAUCAAGGAAGAUGACAGGUACUUCAUCAGUCCAUCAGAAGUGGCUGACCUGCACUUGAUCAGUUAUGAGCUUGAGAGAGACCUGAUUCCUCUGAUCUUGUCCAACUGCCAGUACAGCAUGGAGAAGGGAGGGGAGACAUUGCAGGACUUUGAUCUGGAGAGGAUCCAGCAGCAAGUCAUCAGCAAGUUCCUGCAGGGGAAACCACUCAUCACCCUAAAGGGAAUACCUACCCUUGUGUACAGACAUGAUCGGAAUUAUGAGCAGAUGUUCAAUGAUGUCAGGAAUAAGCUGGAUCAGAGUCCUCUCCCCAGUUCUGUGAUGAACAUGAUCAGUGGGGAACUACAGUCUUACAGUGAUGUCUGUGAUGCUCUGUCCAUCACUGAAAUUACCUUGGGAUUCCUGGCCAUGGCUGGAGAGAAUGCUGAAAUGCUUCUGACUGACUACAUUGAAAAUGUUCUGCAGAUGGGUGAUCAGACAAACCCUCAUGUACUGCAGGCCCUUAGACGAUGCCACUUAAAGCACAACAUAGCCCUGUGGCAACUUCUUUCUACCCGCAAAUCUGAGCAGCUUCUGCGCCUCAAAAGGGAUCCUUUUGUAGACAUCAAUACAGCCUACAAAGCUGAGCUCAGUCCAGAGAUCGCCAAGCUCCUCAACACCUUCCUUGUCCACUCAAGGCUGGAAACCUUCCUGCAGGAGCUCCAUGAAAUGAUUGUCUUGAAGCUGAGACGUGUCCAAGCUGUGGAUGAAUUCAGACCCAUAUGGAGCCUGAAGGAAUCACUCAUUCCUUACCUUGAUGCAAAAGACUCUGAGUUAGCUACAGAGCUGCAAGAGCUGUUUCCAGAUGAGAUUCUUCUCUGUCAUGCUAUUGCUACAUGGAAAGCAGCUGUUCUCUUCAAAAGAGAGCAUAGGGAAAGCUAGGACCACUAGGAACACUGGGUCUGUCUGACCUUCCUGUUACACUGGCAAUUUUAGUGCCAUAAACACGUGGUGUUGGUGAGAUUCUAGAACCUGGGGGGGUUGGUUGUUUGGGUUUGUGUGUUUUUUUUUUUUAUUAACUUCAGUACCCAAACUAUGCUGCAAAGAUUAGAUGCUUUCAUGCAUCAGAAGGACGGUGGAGAAGAAGAGACUUGUGAAGGCAUCAUAAAAACCAAAGCUGCCUGCUAAAGAUGAAGGAUUUUUUUUUUAAAAAAGCUUGGGUGUUUUUUUUUUUUUGUAAUCUGCCUUUCUCUGGACACUGAACUGUCACCAAGCUGCAGACCAGGCUCCUGCUCCCCCCUGCCCCUUCCUUGCCGCUCCGGUACCGAACCUCCCCUGCCCGCCCUUUCUCCGUUCCGCCGGCAGAGCCUCUUCAACCCCACCGCCGAAUUGGGACCAAAUCGG
Harpia harpyja (harpy eagle) is the source of this 3636-nucleotide messenger RNA. Its product is annotated as E3 ubiquitin-protein ligase RNF213-like. Gene Ontology annotation, molecular function: ubiquitin-protein transferase activity; ATP hydrolysis activity. Bases 97 to 3174 code for a protein of 1025 amino acids. The record is from RefSeq and is a predicted model, not a curated record. Gene Ontology annotation, biological process: sprouting angiogenesis; ubiquitin-dependent protein catabolic process; negative regulation of non-canonical Wnt signaling pathway. NCBI's taxonomy places the organism in Eukaryota, Metazoa, Chordata, Aves, Accipitriformes, Accipitridae. The transcript has 22 exons. Gene Ontology annotation, cellular component: membrane; cytosol; nucleolus.